AUGGAAGUCGACAGCGAUAGAGACUGUUUUCCUCAAGAGGUCCGGCUGAUUCCCUGCGGAAAAACGUUCUUUGGUGGAAAAAUACCCUUCCAACUGUACAAAUCGCCUUCAAAUGGACUUCAUUUGGGGAUUGCAAGAAGUAAUAGCAAAGCGGUGGAUGUGAAUGUCACGUUGGGUAAGAUUUUGAUUUCUUUUUCAUGUGUUUUAGGUAAUGGUUUGAAAAUUUUUGGCAAUGCAACGGAAUUUGUGCGGAAAAUGGAAGAUUUUUUGGUUUCGCUUUUGUGUCUGAGUUUGCAAGGCUGUUUAUGAGGCAAUUGCCCGAGAAAAUUGCUCUAGCGUCCCCUUCGAGGACCAGUGUAACUAAAUUUUUGUUGUUUAGGUAAUAUUGUUGUUUUUUAGCGACAGAUCCCGGUUAUGGUGAUGGAGUUGCUCUGGCGACAGCAAAGAUGUCGCUGCUUGGAGGCCGUUCAUGUUCCUCGGUCAAUUUCAUUCCGCAACUUGCAGCUAACUGUUUCUGCCCAAAUAAACGAACUUUGAUAAACAUUUCUCAGGUAAGCGCUUGUUUUAUUUUUUCUUGGCUUUUAGGUACCUACCAUCUGCGGAUAACUAAAACCCCGCUUAUUUUCGCUGAAUUUUCUCAUCUCAUUUGCUAUUCUUUAGAGUCACACAUCAUUUACAUUCCGAACUCUAAGUGAAUCUGCAUUUCUGAACUUUCUCACCGCCUUGUACAGCUCGCUGCUGUUUCCCGAAUUUACUGACGAAAAGUUUCUCAACGAAAUCUACAAAAUCGCCGAGUUUUCGCACGAGUCCGGAUGUUUGUUUGAGGAAUUGUUGGGCACUGAGCAUCAUUUGACCAAGCUGAUGGAUGAACAAAAAACUCGGAUCCUGUUCGAAGAAGCCUCGUUGCUGCGAGAAUGUAAGUUCAGUUUCGGCUCUCUCAUCAGUUAUUUUAUAUUGCUUUAGCUCCAGUUGGUUCCUGCAAUUCGGUUCGGACUUUCCUGACCUUAGACUCGAUCAAGGCAUUCCAUUCUCAAUAUUAUAAGCCGUCCAACAUCUUCAUUACGGUUGUGGGCAAUGUGAAUUCGUACGAUAUUCCCUUGUUCAACUCUUUGACGUUCAUUCCGGAUCCAAAUCCAAUCGAGAGGCCAUUUUGUAAUCUGGAAAUACCAAAUCCGUCCUGUCACUACGAGAAUGUUACGAAGGUUGCGGGUUUGUCACAAACUGGCGAACCUAGUGUUGUUCUGGGAUUCCUGGGCGGAAAUGCGAGAGUAAGUGGGCCAAAUUUUUGAUCAGGAGCUGAAAAUUAAAUAUUUACUUUUUUUCUCAAUAUUUACUUUUUUAAUUUUAAUGGCUAUAUUCUUUGUUUUUUUACAGGACAUAACUACUCUAACUGCUGCCGAAGUAUUUGCCAACUAUCUUUGCAAGUUUUCCUCGCUUCAAUCUGAGUUUUUGCCGGAGUACGCCGCUUCGAUUGAGGUGAAGUUGAAGGUUCUGCCAAGAUGGGAAAUCAGCGUUGAAUUCGAUGGUGUUCCUUCGGAAAAGACGAAUAUGAUCGCUGAAAAGUAAGUGUUUUUCUGUCCAAUGUAAGCGUAAAGUUCAGAUUCUUAGGACUGGUCAGAGCUCGUGAAUUCAUCGAUCACUCCAGAAUAGAAUUGGCAGCACUUGAUCUCAUCCACGAAAAUCAACAACGCAUUGCCCAGGAUACCUUCCAACCCGAACUUUUCGAGAGGAUCCGACGAUUCCAACAGUAUUCGCUGGCGAUUGAUGACGAAUUCGCGCUGGCGAGGAAUUUGAAUCCGCAUGUCUUUUACGAACACCACGCCAAACAACCGAACGAAGCAUGGACCGAGUUUGUGACUGAAUGGUUCAACGAGAACUGCGCUGUGCUGGUGGGACUGCCAACGAAUGCCUCCGAAACUAGGAUGGACCCGUGUUUUCAGGUAAAAGGAAAAUUUUAAAGGUUUAAUUUUGUCUGUUUGUGACUUUCAAGGCUUUGUUUUCAUGAAUUAUAGGAGCAUAUUCGAAUAUCAUGUGAAAUGGAAAAGUACGCGAAUCAGUCCGAGAUUUUCGAAAAGGCUGAGCGCGCCGAGAUUCAUCUGCUUGAACAUCACGCUGGUCCCAACGAAAACGUCAAAACCAGCGUAUUCCCAACUCAACUUCCGUUCAAAGCACACAAAACAUGGAUCAUUGAGGCGGACACGAAAAGAUUGCCAAAGGGAAUUGAAGCCUGGAAGAAAUUUUUGAACGUGCAGAGCAUUCCGACGAUAUUCCAUGAAAUUGAGGAGAACAAGAGCGGGUUGAGUGUAAGGAAUCUCUGCUUUUCUAUCUUGUCCAUGUUGAUUCGUUUGAGGGAAGCUGCCGGUUUCUAAUCCACUCUUGAAAAAGACAUUCUCAUUUUUUUCACCGGGUCCGGAAUGAAAGUUUUUUAUCACUUUCUUUCUGCAGAUUAAAAAAUGAUAAAAUACAGAGUCUUGCAAAAAACAUGUAGGAAAUUCGGAGGCUAUUACCUUCGGCGGUGGCGGCGCAAUGACUUCGUAAUUGGAAUAUGUAUUUUUAAGCGACAUCUCUGGUUUUCGGGGUUAAAAUGUGCUACUUCAAAAGGUCGUGGCGGCCUCAGUUUGUCUUUUAAAAUCUAGUCGUCUCAUAGAGAAAAAUUGAUGUCGUUUGAGACUACGUGUGGCAGAUACGAAGUCUCUGCUCCGCAGGAUGUUGUAGCCUCCAACUCUUCGCGCUUUUUUAAGACCCUGUAGUGUUACCAAAAAAUGUUUCAGGCUUGCUUCAAUAUCAGACUGGACGACUUUGAACCAAAUUUGUUGAAUUUUGUCCCACUUUUAAUAAAGUUGCUUCAAAAUUCAGCGGUCUCAACACCGGAAGGGCGAUUACUCAAAGAAGAAGUCCUCAGAAUACGACUGGAUGAGCUUCAGUCAUGGUCGACGAAGCUGGUCAAUCAUGGGAAAAUGGGAAUGGUGAUGAUCGAAAUAAAACCAAAAGAAAAUAACAUUGAGCUUGUCUCAAAGUGGUUCCAUCACACUUUAAUUUACAGUGUUUUUAGUCAAGACGAGGUGAGAUUUUUUUGUUUCUCGUUUUUGUUUUCUUUUUUUUUAAUUUAACGAUUUACGUAUAUUUCAGGUGAAAUCCUCAAUCCAGCAGCUCCUCUACGAGUCCGUAAAGGCAUCCAGCGAUCUGAGUGCACUCAACAGCGUUAUUCUAAAUCAUGUGCAACUUGAUUCCGACGAUGUCCGACGACGAUUCAACCCCGUUUUGUUGGAAAACUUCCAUCUGACAUGUUUGAACCGAAUCAUUGACGAACCUCAGGCGCUUAUCGACGAACUGGAGCUGAUUAGAAAGAAGGUUAUCAACUCACCCAUUAAUCUGCAUAUUAUUGGCGGUCUUGAUGAGAUCAAAUUGGAGAAGAAGAUGGAUUUUGCGGAUUUUUUGAAGAAACGAUCUGAUAAUUGCGAAACUGAAGUACUUCAGGUAGGUGUUUUUAUUUAUUGUUGGUCCAUUCGCCGUUCUAGGUGCGGUCUGAAGAAUAUUUUUGCCGUUUUCAGAUGCGUUUCCCUACUUCAACCCCAUUUCACUGGGGUCCGACUUCCGAAACGCGGCUUUUGGCCAAAGACAACUUGCCAGCCCGAUCCUCCCUCUUCGAACGAGCCCACUACAAGACUGAGAGGUUCUCCGAGACCCACGCUGCCAUACUGAUCGUCGCCAAUUACGCUUCAAUGCCUGGAGGAAUUUUCUGGACGGAGUUGGUCAAAAUUGGCGCAGCGAAUGCGUUGGAGCUCAAAUAUUCCGUAGAAGACGAAUGUCUAGAAUUGAAGAUUGAAGGGAGCUACGAACUCAGAGCGAUCAGAGAAGAGGUUUCGGAAAAAUUGGUAAGAAAUUUUCAUAUUUUUGUGGGAAACAUGAAGACUUGCCGGAAUAUGAUUUCUUUUUUUAUGAUUUUUUAGAAGCGUAUUUGCGAAGGCAGGAACGUGGAUGAGUUUCUCUUUGAGAGCGCCAAGAAAACGUCGGUGACCGAAAUCAUCGAGAAUUACUAUGAAAAUUACAAUGAACAAUUGAUAAAUGAUUUUAUUAACAACAUCAAGGAACACGACCUACUGUAAGUAUUCCGUAUCUGUUUUAUUUUAAGCAUGUUUGAGACUCUAGAAAAUGGCUAAUUGUCUUGUUUCAGGGAAUUCAUUUCCAAGGUCCUCUCCAUGGAGCGCUCGCAGGCCACAAGGCUGGCCUUCUCCGCCAUGUACAAGAUCGUCCUGGCCGACAACCCGAGGUCGGUGGUAUGCGCGGAAUGGAACAUCAGCAACGAGGAUUGGACCUCGAGAGGAGCCUUCCGAACAACGGCAUCAAAAAUAGAUAUAUCCGACUUGUUAUGUUAA
Molecule: messenger RNA, 4376 nt
Organism: Bursaphelenchus xylophilus (pine wood nematode)
Lineage: Eukaryota; Metazoa; Nematoda; Chromadorea; Rhabditida; Aphelenchoididae
Source: the annotation of a GenBank genome assembly